AUGCCCUCACUACGCAACAUCCUCCACAAACGCGACGACCUCAGCACCACCCAAACACCCCAAAAUGCACCAGCAACACCCCCAGCACCCGAGUUCAAGCUCAUCCGCACAGACACACACACCCAGGAGAUAAUAAUCCCACCAUCCAACCCAAACGACCCAACCCCAUACCUAUCAUCACCAACUCAAGAAGAGCCCACGUCUCCCCGCCGGAGCUUCCAACUCUUCAACCGCUCCCCCAGACUCUCCUCUGCCUCCUCGCAAUCUCCACCCCGUCGCGAGCGCCGUCUCUCAAACCUCCUACAUCUCGACCACCGCAGUCGCAGUAACUCGCGUGACUCUUCCGCCAACAUCCCCGCGGACCUGCCGCAGAUCGAUGACGAUCAUGGCGCGAGUAAGCAGGAGCGCGAGGCAUUAUGGGAGAAGAGGGCUACUGUGCUAGUACAGCAGAAUCCGCAGUUUGCGCAUUCUGGCUCAUCGUUGCCGGGGCAGCAGGGUGAAGGAGAAGCGUCGCUAGGUUUGGGAUUGGGGCUGGAGCAGGUUAGGUCAAGGAGCUCGAGUCAGAGUCGGGUCGGGUUGGAUCCAAAGGAAGAUAUUAAUAUUCAAGAGGCGAUUCGACUGCAUGAAGCUGGUGAACUCGAGCGAUCAACUCGCAUGUUCGGACAACUUGCCGAUCCAAAUGGCGCAAAUAAUCCCUUGAGUCAGGUUCUUUAUGGCCUCGCGCUACGACACGGAUGGGGUUGUCCUGUAGAUCUUGCACGCGCUGUGACUUAUCUCUCUGCCGCAGCAUCCAAUUCCGCCGCGGUUGAAGCGGAGGCCCUCCGUGCUGGGUUGGCCAAUUGCUUCCGCCAUGGGUGGGGCAUAUCAAAGGAUCCUCCUGCUGCUAGACAGUAUUACGAGACUGCUGCGAAUUUGGGUGACACUGAUGCCAUGAACGAAGCGGGUUGGUGUUAUCUAGAGGGAUUCGGGGGUAAGAAGGACAAGUUUAAAGCGGCCAAGUAUUACAGACUUGCCGAGGAGAAUGGGUGUCCUACUCUUGGGAAUUCAUGGAUCUGGAAAGACAAGUAUAACCCGAAGUAA
This is a messenger RNA of Penicillium verrucosum, 1080 nucleotides long. RefSeq names its product tetratricopeptide repeat protein. Bases 1 to 1080 code for a protein of 359 amino acids. The record is from RefSeq and is a predicted model, not a curated record. The transcript has 7 exons. NCBI's taxonomy places the organism in Eukaryota, Fungi, Ascomycota, Eurotiomycetes, Eurotiales, Aspergillaceae. Gene Ontology annotation, molecular function: protein binding.